Punctularia strigosozonata HHB-11173 SS5 is the source of this 1086-nucleotide messenger RNA. RefSeq lists its product as uncharacterized. NCBI's taxonomy places the organism in Eukaryota, Fungi, Basidiomycota, Agaricomycetes, Corticiales, Punctulariaceae. Bases 1 to 1086 code for a protein of 361 amino acids. The record is from RefSeq and is a predicted model, not a curated record. The transcript is spliced from 2 exons.
AUGUCCCUCUACCUAUGCGUCGACUGCGGCGGGUCCAAGACCUCCGCCGUCAUCUGCAGCGCCUCCGGUGAAGUCCUCGGCCGCGCGCUCGGCGGUCCAUCCAACUUCGCCUACCUUGGCCCCGCCGCCUUCAAAGAAGCCGUCACCACCGCCGUCAGCGACGCGCUCAAAACCUGCAUCUCCCCUCCCUCCAUCUCCCCCGUCCCGCUCCCGCCCUCCUCUCCCUCCCUCCGCUUCGCCUCCGCCUGGCUCGGUGUCUCCGGCGUCGACUCUCCCGCCGACGUCGCCGCGGUCACCGCCCUCGUCACGCCCCUCCUCGGCCCCGACGUGAACCUCACCGUCGCGAACGACACCCACCUCCUCGUCGCGCCCCUCGCCCUCCACCCGGACAUCUCCACCGCCGUCGCCUGCAUCGGCGGCACCGGCGCCAUCGCUGUCUCCUUCCGCGCCGGCUCGCACGGCGCGCUCACCGAGCUCGGCCGCUUCGGCGGCUGGGGCUGGAUGCUCGGCGACGAAGGCGGCGGGUUCCACGUCGGGCGCGAAGCCGUGCGCGCGCUCAUGCGCGAGACGGACGAGGCCUCCGUCUUCCCCGCCUCCCCUUCCCCACUCGAGGGAUCGUCGAUGCAGCGCCGGAUCCUCGACUUCUUCGCGGUCGACAACCCGUUCGGGCUCCUCACCGCCGUGCACUACAACGACCCCGACCCGAACGGGAAGACCGAGCCCCUCGGCGGUCAGGUCCCCGCGUACCGGCUCAUGGCGCGCGAGAAGCGGCUGUCCUCCCUCGCGCCGCUCGUGUUCGCCGCCGCGUUCGACGACGGCGACCCGCUCGCGCUGCGCGUGCUCCGAUCCUGCGCGGACGCGCUCGCGGAUCAAGUCGCGGUGCUGCUCGAGCCGGAUGCGACUGUGCCCAUCAGGGCGAAGGAUAGCAUACUGUGUUUCGGCGGGAGCUUGGUCGGCCAGGAGACUUACCGGAGCCUGGUAUUGGAGGCGCUGGCGAAGAAGGGGCAUGUGUUCAAGUAUGUUGAGUUUGUCGACGACGUGGCGAAGGUGGGGGCGAUAGGUUUGGCGAAGGCGGCGACUUCGUGA